Trypanosoma theileri is the source of this 3024-nucleotide messenger RNA. RefSeq names its product vacuolar protein sorting protein 16. The record is from RefSeq and is a predicted model, not a curated record. Gene Ontology annotation, biological process: vacuole fusion, non-autophagic; intracellular protein transport; endosomal transport. Lineage: Eukaryota; Euglenozoa; Kinetoplastea; Trypanosomatida; Trypanosomatidae. Gene Ontology annotation, cellular component: endosome; cytoplasm; lysosomal membrane. The transcript has a single exon. Gene Ontology annotation, molecular function: actin binding. The coding region runs from base 1 to 3024 and encodes 1007 amino acids.
AUGGUGGAGCGACAGGGCGAAUGGUUUCCCUUCACAUCUGAACUGUACUGCAGAAAACUAACACUCUAUGAUCACAUGUAUUGGAAUGAAGUUGGCUCUUCACAUAUGAGUGAGUCUUCUUCUUUUUCUCUUGCGGCUUGUGCUUUUGUGUGUAUGGCACCAUUUGGUGGAUCUGUUGCUAUUAUAUUCACAGAUGCAUUAGAGCAGCAAACGGAAGUUAUUGAUGUGCGUGUGUAUUCAAGUGCGGGGGAAUUUCAAACAUCUGUAUCUAUUCCAUCUGAUGUUGGUAGACCUAUUAACAUGGGAUGGACUAAGGAAGAAGGUCUUGUUAUUCUAACCGAUCAAAAUAUUAGUAUCUUCUUUGAAAGCAGUUAUACCACGGAUUUUUCUACAAAUCAGCGUAAUACAGCUUGUUCUCUUUAUCCAUAUUCCCUUUCGUUAUCACGUACAAUUCGUUUGAAAGAUAAUGAAUUAUCCAUAUCAAAGAGUUUAUAUUCAAAAAGAAUAAUUAUUCUUUCAUGUAUGACGACUGAAGGUAUUUUUUCAUUAGAUAGUGAAGGUUGGAUAUGUGGAUUAUUAUAUGAGGAACGACGUGGUCCUAAGGUGUUGGAUCCCGUACGACUCACAUUAACAGGUAUUCCUACAAUUAUGGAUUUUAUUCCACCAGAGUGGAAUGAUGACGGUGAUAUAGUUUUGUAUAUUAUCACAACAUCAUCCUUUAAUGAUAAAAUACAAAGUACUCUGCACGUUUUCACUUCAGGUAUUAACUUUAAUGAAAAGGUACAAAAACAUAUUCCUGGUUCUACUGUAUUGUCUAUGAAGGUUAAUCACACAGGAUCAAAAGUUGCACUAUUUACAGAUAAAGCUGUACUUUAUAUAUUAUCAAGCAAUUUAAAUUCAAUUGAUUUUUCUUUUCAGAUGGGUCAAUAUGCCAGAAAACCAGAAAAGUUAGAAUGGUGCGGAAACUCUUUUAUUAUGAUCCAUUUUAACGUUUCAGAUUUUCAUAAAGAAUUAUUUUUUCAUAAUGAGACUUCAAUGUUUACACUCCUAAUUCCUAUUAUACCUAAUACAUCUAUACAAUGUGAAAGGCUAGACUGGGAAAAAUCUGGAACAAGUGGUCGUAUAGCUACAGUUUCAGAAAUAGAUGGUGUUCGUCUUAUUUCAGAGAAGGCGUGUUAUUUUCUUGAAGAAGUUCCUCAAAGCCUUGUAAGUCUUUCUCGUAUUAAACCAUUAAGUCCAUCUGCAGAGUUACUUGCAGCUUACUACUCUGAUACUUCAAAUCGUUUAUUAAAGGUGCGGGAAUUGUUAUCAAAAUGGGGAAAUACCGUAUUUGCACAAGUUCUAGAUGAAAUUAUUGAUGCUGCCGCACAUGAGUUCUCUCCUGAUCAACAACAUCUUCUUCUUUCUGGAGCUUCUUUUGGAAAUGAAGUUAAUCGACAAUAUGAUUCUGAUACCUUUGUAGAAGUUGUACGUCGACUGCGUGUUUUACAUGCUAUACGAAGUUACCCAGGAGGUCGUAUGCCACUUUCUUUUCGUCAAUACUGUACACUUGCCGGAUCAGAUCAAAUGCGUGCACUUGCACCUUCUGAAGCUAAAGUAUUAGUAGAUCGUUUAUCUAAUAAAGGUUGCUUUCAAUUAGCCCUUGAUAUCACAAAUGCACUUAAUAUGAAACCAUUGUCAUUACUUUCACAAUGGUCCUGUCAAAAGGUACGAGAUGUUUCUCUUGAUGAUAUUACGGUAUAUACACAUAUUCGUGAAGCUUUUCAGCAUCAUUCUGGAUCUAGUUAUAUGGAAAGUGCAUUGACUGCAUUCCGUAUUGGUCGAGAUAAAUUGGCCAUUAAACUUCUUAACGAAGAUUUUCGUGUACACACUAAAGUUACUGUUUUCCUCCUUGUAGGACAAUGGGAGCUUGCACUACAUUGGGCUGCUCUUGGUAAUGAUGCCGAUUUACUUCACUUGGCUCUUACAAAGAUAAUUGCAACAAUUGAGGAUCGAAAGAAAUUGUUUACAGUCCUUCAAGGAUAUCCAACAACUGUAGUUUGGUUAUUAUUAGGGGCACAUUUAUUUCCGAAAUGGAGAGUUUUAGCUGAAGAGAUGUGUAUGCAAAUUGGUGAUGCCACAUUAGCUUUAUACUACGCACGUUAUGGAAUUAUCUGUGCUCUUGAAGAGAGUGCUGUGGAUUUAAAGUGGAGGAAACUUAAAGAUUCCUUACUGUAUAUGGAAAGAAAAACCCCAAAUAUUUCUAACGAGAAGAUAGAUAUAUCAGAGGAUGAUAAGACCAUAGAUAAUAGGACUUUGGAACCCUUUGAUGAUACUAUUUUUCUACCUAAAUCAUUAUCUUUUUCACUGGAUAAGACUCUAACUAUGCUUGGAAAGUGUAAGAAAAUGCGUCCAACUCCCAAUGAGAAAUUUACAGCUACUGUUUCUACUGGAACGAAUUAUCCAUUAUGUUUUCCCUCUUUCUCUGUUGAUACAUCAGAGGGAGAAUAUCGUUGGCUUUCAAUUCAUUGUGAACUUGUUGAAAUACAAAACCGAUUAGCUGUUAAAUACAAUGAUACUCGUUUUCUUAAUAGCAGCAUUACACGAACAAUUUAUUUAUGUAUUUUGCACGAAGAUGAAAAACGGGCGGAGGAGAUGCGAUCUAAAUAUCAUGUAGGUGAUAAAAAAUAUAUUUAUACGAAAUUAUUGGCUUUAUGUGAAGUUGGGAAAUGGACAGAGGUAGAGAAACUGGCUGGAGUAUCUGGUGGUCGCUUUGGUGGAAAACCCUCUAUUGGUUAUUUACCGUUUCUUGAGCAGUUUGCACUUCAUUCACAAAUUGAAGUUGCCUUGCGGUUUGUUUCUCGCCUUGAUGAGACGACUAAACGAGUGGAGUGGUUUGUAAAACUCGGACAACCCUGCAUGGCGAUGGAUGAGGCAUUUCGAGAAAAAGAUAUUUCACUCAUUCAGCAAAUCAUGAAGAAAACAAAUGAUGCCGCAGCAUUAGAAUAUGGAGCACAACAGUUACAUCAGCUUCACAGAAUAUAG